AUGGCUGACUCGUCUACAACAGACGCCCCCCAGGUUUACUCAUUCACAUGAAAAAAGCGCGAAACCCGAACAAGAUUCCAGGAAUCUAAGAAAGAAGAGCCGAAGGACCCCGAAAGCGCCGAAACGAGUCAAGGUAAGUUCAAGGUUCGGCAGAACAAAAAAACACUGUUAAUGAGUAAGAAGUUUGGAUCCAGAAACCGUUUUUUUUUCAGCAAGCAAAAUAGGAGGCAAGAAAAAGGGCAAGAAGAACAAGAACAAGAAGAAGAAGAGGACCGCUCACUUCAAGUUCGUUUGAAGGAGUUUUGUCAUCAGGAAACUAACUAAUUAAGGAAACGUGGACAUCCUGCGUGGAAGAUCGUCUCUAUAGUCUCAGGCCUUCUCGCUUUCGCGUUUCUGAUAGCUUCUAUGGUGCUAGCAGUUCUCAUGGUCAUGAAGGUCUAG
Caenorhabditis auriculariae is the source of this 441-nucleotide messenger RNA. The record is from the annotation of a GenBank genome assembly. NCBI's taxonomy places the organism in Eukaryota, Metazoa, Nematoda, Chromadorea, Rhabditida, Rhabditidae.